This is a messenger RNA of Penicillium cinerascens, 798 nucleotides long. RefSeq names its product Trans-aconitate 2-methyltransferase. Lineage: Eukaryota; Fungi; Ascomycota; Eurotiomycetes; Eurotiales; Aspergillaceae. Gene Ontology annotation, molecular function: trans-aconitate 2-methyltransferase activity. The transcript has a single exon. The record is from RefSeq and is a predicted model, not a curated record. The coding region runs from base 1 to 798 and encodes 265 amino acids.
AUGUCUACAAAAGGAGCUCAAACCGCGCACGAUUGGAGCGCCGCGCAAUACCUCAAGUUUGAGGAUGAACGCACCCAGCCAGCUCGCGACCUACUUGCCCGGGUUCCUCUCCAAGCACCCAAGACCAUUGUCGACCUAGGCUGCGGCCCAGGAAACUCCACCACAGUCCUGGAAUCCCGCUACCCAGACGCCCAAUUAAUGGGAAUCGACUCGUCGCCGGACAUGAUCCGCAAGGCCAAAGCAACUCUCCCGCACCGCGACUUUGCCGUGAAAGAUUUGGAGUCCUAUUCCCCUCCAGACUCGGUGGACUUGUUCUACUCCAAUGCCGUGUUCCAGUGGCUCAAGAAAGACGAACGCUUCGAGAUCAUCAAGAGAUUAAUGAAAACACAACCAUCGGGCGGCGUCUUCGCCCUUCAAGUUCCUGAUAACCUCUCUGAGCCUUCUCAUGUCCUGAUGCGGGAAACUGCUGAAAAUGGGCCUUGGGCUGCUACACUGGCGAAGGUUGGCAGAGAUACGUUCCAGACGGCACAGGAAAUCUACGAUCAACUCAAGCCUGUUAGCUCGAGGGUAGAUAUCUUCCACACCAGUUAUUAUCAUGCGUUGGAAAGCCAUGAAGCUAUUAUUGAAUGGGUAAAGGGUACUGGAUUGAGGCCUUAUUUGGACCCUUUGGGCCCGGAGGAGAAGAAUGGGUUCUUGCAGGAGUACUUGAAGCGUCUGCAAGCGGUGUACCCAGUGUCUGUCGAUGGCCGAGUCUUGCUGCGUUAUCCACGCUUGUUUGUGGUUGCUGUUAAGAAAUAG